Acaulospora morrowiae is the source of this 741-nucleotide messenger RNA. NCBI's taxonomy places the organism in Eukaryota, Fungi, Glomeromycota, Glomeromycetes, Diversisporales, Acaulosporaceae. The record is from the annotation of a GenBank genome assembly.
AUGUCCCAUUUUAACACAUUCCAUAAACAAAUUAUGCCGAAUUCUUUUUCCGAUACCGUUCCACAAAUAUCCCUUCCUUUCCCUCCCCAGAUUGAUGCCAUUGAGAUCGCGAACAAAAGGAAGCUGUCUCAAAUCAUGUUGAGAAGCCCUAAUGCCUUCCUAAUCUACAGAAAGGUGUUUUUGGAUCAUCUUUCUUCAUUAAAUCAUUGUCUCAAGAUGACCGAAGUGUCAAAAUUGGUUAGCGUUCAUUGGCGCAACGAACCCGAAAAAGUUAAAGAAGCCUAUAAGAAGAUUGCUAAUGAAGUAGAGGUGGUAUUAAAUGAAAGACGAAAAAGGAAUGUCUCGUUUUGUAGAGUUGUCUGGAAAAAUUCAAAGUUAUUGGAACGUAAAAAAAAACGUAAAGCUACCAUGAAAAAAAGACAAUCUACCGGCGUUGAUUUUGGAAAUGUUGGAACCGAUGCGAUCCCGAACAGACUCGAAGAGGAUGUUUCCUUCUCUCGUGAAGAAACAUCUAGUGAAGAUAUAUAUUCGAAUUCAAUUUCUGGCUCUCGUAAAAAUUCGAUCGAUAAAAUUAGAACGGUAGAUGACUUCGCCAAAGUCAUUGAAUACGAUUUGCCUGAUGAGAACACUCUUAAUAUCGUGGAAGAGUUCGAUCUUCCUCAUAAGCUAGAAGACGAUGAUAUCGUAAAUUUCGAAUAUGACAAUAAAAUUGCAUUUUAUUUGCAAAAUUUCUUAGAUUAA